This is a messenger RNA of Plasmopara halstedii, 1206 nucleotides long. RefSeq names its product Predicted ATP-dependent protease PIL, contains LON domain. The transcript is spliced from 2 exons. The record is from RefSeq and is a predicted model, not a curated record. Lineage: Eukaryota; Oomycota; Peronosporomycetes; Peronosporales; Peronosporaceae. Bases 1 to 1206 code for a protein of 401 amino acids.
AUGACAAGCAUUGUCAAUGGUGUGGAUAGUGAUCGCAACACCCAUGCGUAUCUUGGCGAUCUGGAAGCUGUAGACCACCGUAAUCUAGCGUUGUAUCCUGACGGAAAGGUUUUGUUCCCAGGCGAUGACUUGCCUCUUCGGAUGCUCUCGGAUUCGACACUUGGAGGCUUGCGUGAACUGUUAUCAAAUGAGAGUAUUUUGUUGGCUGUACUACCUCCACACCAAGCUGGUAAGCAUUUCGGUGCUACUGUUCGAGUCGAAAGGUUUAGUAUGGAAAACCACAGUGCACGGAUGACAGGAGCUGCGAGGCAGCGUUUUUGUCUGCUUCAGCGAUUGCCAGCCGUCCCAAACGCUCAAAUUUUAUGGGGAAAAGUGCAGAUUCUACCCUUAGACAGAGCUCAGUCAAUCCCGUUCGAUCAAUUAUGGUCGCAUCCGGAAAAGAAUUCAAAGAGUAAAAAAAAUCUUCGGCAACUCCGUAGUCGGCAGUAUCCGGCGUACUGGGGGUAUAACACGUAUACGUUAUAUGAUGCACGUUUACUUGUGCAAAAGAUUCAAAAUAUGCUGCUGUCCAAUGUUCACGGUGAGUGGUAUCGCAAACCUCGAACGGAGUGGUCAAGAAGACACAGUGACAAUGCCGAUCAAUAUGAAAAGUCGAAUCUAGUGCACUACUUGGCGCUUUCUUGCGAUCAACAGGAUCCAAACCUUUUCGCGCAGUGGGUAGCUGGUAAUCUACCAUUAGAUACGACUCAACGACUGGAGCUGCUCAGUAUAAAUUCAACCGUGCGAUUGCUUCGUCGAGAGAUUGAACUUCUUGAACAGGUGGAAGAAGAUAUCUUUUGUGCCAUGUGCGGCUUUUUGAUUGCAAAUACUCGGGAGAUUUUCAGUAUGACGGCAUGUGGGGCAGCAGGUGGCACAUUUGUUAAUCCUGGUGGCCACGUUUUUCAAGUGUUAACCUUGCGCGAUGUUCACCGCGCACACAUUUUUGCGGGUAUGACGCGCAGCACGGAGGAUUCGUGGUUUGCCGGUUACGCAUGGAGUAUCACGCAUUGCAAUUCGUGCUACCAACAUCUCGGCUGGCGUUUUGAUCGAGUAGACUCAGAUCAUUUGCCUGCUACGUUCUUCGGCUUUCGGCGAGCCGCGUUAACUCGAUCUCGCAAUUCGCAAUUAAAUAUUAGUGGAACACUAGGCCUGAGUCCGCACGAUUGA